Molecule: messenger RNA, 5643 nt
Organism: Penaeus monodon (black tiger shrimp)
Lineage: Eukaryota; Metazoa; Arthropoda; Malacostraca; Decapoda; Penaeidae
Gene: c11.1
Product: maestro heat-like repeat-containing protein family member 1
Cellular component (GO): cytoplasm
Source: RefSeq, a predicted model, not a curated record
GGUUGUAAACAUUAACAGCUGUUUCGUCAUUCCAUCUUUCCCUGCCACGUCCAUUCCCUUUCUCAUUAAGAAAAAUCCAUCAUAUUACCCCAAUUAUGACUGGGAAAUGUUAAGAAAUGCUUCUCUCUAGAUCGCGGGACUUACGGGAGGGAAAAAAAGGAGGUAAAUACAUUUAAUUUCGCGAAGUGUUCAGCUUUAUCGACGUGAAAGGGAGGAGGGUUUUGAAUGUCACUCGCCUCAUUUACGUCUGCUUUUUUUUAAUUACCCGGAAGUAAAUUACUGUGUGUCGGUGCAUCGUCGUCGCCAGCAUGAGUUCUGCGAAGCCUGAAAUAAGUCCUGGCAAGAUGCAGGUCAAGGAAAAGGAGAGAGGGUUGGUGUGGGGUCUCCUCGAGUCAGCAGGAGACACCAAUGAGGGUGUACGGCAGACAGUUGCAGGAUCCCUCAUAACACUGGGCCACAAGCAUCCUGGCUUUGUGUUAUCAUCAAUCCAUAAGUUUAUUUCAAGUCCACAGACUGCACCGAAAGUGCAGGUACAGUCCAUAUUAUACAAUACAGCAGAGAACAUAGUGCGUGAAUGUGGCGAAAAGAUUGACGACAAGGAAUUAAUAGACACAUGGACAGAUGCAGCGGUUAAACUUUUAACAUUGCCUUCUGUGGCACCAGAUCUGCAAGAAGCUGCAUCAGGCUUGAUGGUUGCUUUGGGUAGUAAUCCCAAGCAUUGUUCAGCUGUGAUGGAGACUUUAGUAGGUCAAAUUCAGGCUGGCACUCUCCCAUCACAAAGCAUUGCAGAGACUCUGGGUGCACUGGCUGCUGUUAAUGUCAAAGGAACUGUCCCUUUCAUUAAAGUCUUGUUGGGUUUAAUUGUGCAGUGUCUUCCAUCAGUAAAGCAGGACAACUUGAAGGUGGCUUUAGCAAUGAUGCUGAGCAAGUUCUGUGAGACGAUUCAGGAGGCAAUAGCAAAUAAGGAACCUGAUCCUGACAUAAGUGUGGAAGCCUAUAUGACAGAGAGUGCUGCAAUAUUUGAAGCAUUGGUUAGCCUUUGGUUAAAGAGCUCCAAUUCUCUAGUUCGCCAAGAGACUAUUGUUUGUUUGGGGCACAUGAGCCAUCUCCUCCCUAAGGAAAAACUAGAGGAACUUGCAGGGUUAGUGGUAACAACCAUUCUCUCUCUGUAUCGGAAGGCUUCAUCCCCAUAUAGUCUCACCUUCUCCCUGGCUCUAAUCACUGAUGCAAUGCUAAAGAAUAACCUCACAGAAGGCAUGAAGUUCCAUGUUGACCAUUUACUAGGCUGUGUGUUCAACCAGGUGUGUGUUAUUCCUAAUUAUUCAGAGCCAUUCACUGUAAAGAACCAUUAUGAAGUUCUAAGAUGUUAUGAACUUCUGGCAAAACAUUUUCCAGAAAAUGUCAUGACACAUUUGCUGCAAAGGUUAGAGAAUGCAAGUCACAUGCAGAGGGUAGGUGCCUUGAUAGUAUCAAAGCACCUUAUAAAUAGUAAGACCCUGACUGAUGCUCAUAUAUCUAACAUGAUAUCAGCAUUGAAUCCUCUCCUAAGUGAUCCAAACAGUAAAGUGGUAAAGAGUUUUACACAGGUUAUUGUUGCUCUCUGUCAUAAUUGCCACUUGGAUGCACAGAGUGGUGCUCCCUUCAUUACAUACCUAGUGAAACACUCAGCUGGGGUAUCGACACCUCAGACACGAAGACCUUCUCUUGCUGAACCAGAUGGAGAAUCGGUGUCUGAGGUAAGUCGUAGGGUUCUCCAUCUUUUGGCUACUACCGUGGAUGGGGCCAGGCCAUUAUUGUGGCCUCAUUUGCUGAACUUUGUAUGUACUCCUGAGUAUGAGACAAGUUUAGCAACUACUCUAGGUUGUCUGGCUCAUCUUGCCAACAACAGUAAACCAGAAGAAGGUAAGGGGCCAUUGCUUACAGGCCCACCAGGUCCUCCAACGGCUCAUGUUUUGCUGGCACGCCUUUUAGUGCUGAGCUGCAUUCCUGGAGAUGGAACCAUAGGCACUGCAGCUCUCACACUUCUUCAAGGUUUAGCACCUCAUGUCAACCCUCAAGUGGUGGAACCCUGGAGCCAGCACCUCCCACAACUGCUGGCAACAUUGCAAGAUUUUACAUCUAAAGGGGAUGCUGAACCAUCAGCAAUUCAGAUGUGGCAUGAUUCUCUCAGGGAUUUCCUUGCAUCCACAAUCAUCAACAUCAACAGUGAAGAAUUUACUAUUAGUAUUGGAGUGGCUCAGAUGGACCAACUUCACUUAUAUGAUAAACAGCAGGCACAACUCUGUUUCUUGAUGUCGCUGAUUGGAGUCACGUUAAAGCACAUGUCCAACAAAACCUUUGUGGCCACAACCCUGGACUCUUUGUUCAAUGCUACUAGUCAUAAAUCUGCUGUUGAGCGAGAGAGCCUGGCCUUGUCCGUAGGUACUGCAGCUGCUACUCACACAGACCUUGUUUUAACUCACAUAGACAUGUGGCUCAAGACAGCAGAUCCUGCCAAAAAAUCCCUGUCAUUCUUUAAUUUGAUCAAGCAAGAUACACGAGUAGAAGAAUCCUCCUGGAUGCGAGCCAGUAUAGUGCUGUGCCUCGGACAGAUUUCCACUUUGGCUCCAGCAAGUGUAAUUGGAAGCCGUGUUGAUGGCCCAAUCAUGCUUCAUCUUCUUAAUAUCAUUAAUAGUAACAAGAGUGAAAUGGUGAAUGAAGCAGUUCUACAUGCCAUUAGCAAUAUUGCCCGGGCCCUUACUCGCCUCCCAGACUUUAAGCUUCGUCAACGGCCUUUGCUUAUUACACAUCUAGUCAAUACAUCUAGGAGCGAAGGUCUUCCACAUCCUGUGCUUGCUAGUGUCCUGCAGGCCCUGAGAGAUCUUGCUGCUCUCGAGCCACAGCUGAAUGUAGAAGAGAGAACGAUUAUUCUGCAAGCAGGACUGAAUGCUACAUUGCCACGUUUCUCUCAAGCGGAGAAUGUUGACCCAUACCUUACUAAAUGCAAUGCCCAACUUAGUGUUCUCAUCAGAACUAUUAUUCAGAAGGACACAAAUCCUGCCACCUUAGAUGAUGUGACAACACUUCUGCAGUCAUGGACAGUUGCACCUGCUGAGCUAAUAAGGAUUAAAUCUGUUGAACUGCUUCACACAGCACUUCGUACUUAUUAUGACCAUUUAACCUUUACAAUUGAGGGACCAACAAACUUCAACCAGACCUGUCAACUUCUGGCUUUCCUUACACCUCGCCUGAGUGACCCAAGUUCCCAAGUGCGAACACAAGCAGUGGGGAGUGUCUACAUGGUGUUACGCAUAGCAGGACGUUACAAUGGCCAAACUCCUGAUCACGCUGAUGAUGACCUCGAACUUCUAAAGGCUGCUGAAGAACAGAUAUCAGUUGAUGACCCACAGAGGAUAGACAAUCUUGUCAGAGAUGUUGGCACGGUCAUUAGCAACAAGUUAACAUUUGUGCAGCUGAGGUCAUUCUUAUCAUGUGUAGUUGUGGGUCUGCAGGACAGACUAGGAGAGUCCUCAUCCGGAGUUGCACUUGUAAUAACCACUAUAUUUACUCUCCGUGGACAUCAGCUUCACCAACACAUAAAGGAGAUCCUAGAUUCAAUAUAUACUCGCCUUGAGAAGGUUAGUCACAAGGAGACUCGAAAAAGAUCUGUGGAAGCACUGACUCGACUCUCUGCCCACAACCUGAAUCUAGUCUUGGAUACCAUGCUCAAUUAUCCUCUUCCAUAUGAAAGUGGCGUGUCAGGUACAUGGCGUAAUUUAGGUCAUGAUUCAAAGCUUUGUGAGUUGGCUUUAGAGCAUCUGAAGCAGAUAAUGGAGCGCACCCAGCUGUUUACUGAGCAGCCUACAGCUUCUGAUUCUACUGUCAGGAUUGCUACUCUUCCCCCUCUCUCAAAUUGUUCUGCGGUGUCUUAGGUCACUAAUAGACGUCAUCAACUGCAAAUCUCUGAGUGUUGUUCUAGCAAACAAGAUCAGAGAUGAAGAAGAAGAUACCACUGAGAUAUUCCUGCAUAGCAUUUCUGAAAUCACAGCGAUGCUGGUUCAUGAAGCACCUAAGCACGUUGAGAAGCUUGUCACCCACCUAGACUCUCACCAUGCCUAUGAGAUGCAGAGAGUUACUGUUGCAGCCGUCUUUGCUCAGUUGAUUGCUGAAAAGUGUGGCGGAAACUACGAACUUCUGGAAAGUAUUACCGAUGGUCUGCUGUCGAGGUUGAAUGAUCGAUCAGUACACGUCCGCCGUCUGGCUGUGCGAGGACUUGCCAACUUUGCACAUCUUCAGCAAAAUCAAACAUAUUUCCCUCAGUGGUUUGGGGUUUCAGAGAAGCUUACCGAAAUUAUUACUGCUCUUGUGGGUGCCACUGAUCAACGUGAAGGAGGAGGCACUGACAACAGUAAUGUGGAAACUCAGGUUGCCUUGGAAGCGUUGAGGGGUCUUGCUGCUCUCCUUCCCCGUCUGCCACAAGAAACUGUCCUCCAGCACACGCCCACACUCCUCAUCAGGAUCAGGCUUUUCUCUGAGAAGUCAUCUGGUGAGGUCCGUGAAGCAGGACUGGGAGUUCUACGGGGCCUAGCUUCAUCUGUAGGAAGUACAGAAGAGUUCCGAGAACAGUUGCAUCUUCACCUGCUGGCUUCUCUGGUUCACUUGGCUGAUCCUUACCCUCCAACUGUUGUGAUGUGCAAGAGUGCUCUGCAAGCGCUGGGUCCACAUCUGGGCUCUGAAGCAAUGAACUCGAUGUUUCAGAAUCAUUUGAUACCGAGUGGGGUACUGAACUAUCAUCAGUUCAUCACAGACCUGACGAAACAUAUGGUAACAGAUUUAAAGGAUCAUCUCGGGUUCUUUAUCCAAGCUACAUCCGCUUACUUUAAAAGUCCUGAACCUUCGUUACGGAGAGCUGCUGCUUUAUUGAUUGGCAACCUUGUUUACCACUGUGAAAGCUGUGAGGAUCUGAACAUAUCAACGGUUAGCCAUGGGUUAUCCUUUCUCCUGCGAGACCAGGACCCAUCUGUACGCACUGCUGCAGCCAUUGCCAUACCUCUACUUUUUAGGCACAUCGACCUUAUGUAAACAUUCUGACUAUGCAACGCAUAAGAUUAUUCAGACUGUGUCUUCAACUACCAUGCAUAUUUUACUUUGUGUAUUGUUUAGACAAAAGAAUCUAUUUCUUUAGGCAAGAGAAUGAUUAUGCUUUAUUAGAAAAAAAAGGGUACUAUGUGUACAGAAUCAAGCUAAAGUUUCACUUUUACAAGUAUCAAUAGAUUAAAUUACAUUAGGUACUUUUCAGAACUUCCUUUAAAAAAGAAAGAAAAUACGAUAAUAGCAAAUUAUACAGGCAAUAGUCAAAUCAGCUUUUGGAUCCUCCACCCACCAGCACUAGCUUGCUACAAAAAUAGAGCAUGCCAUAGGCUUUCUUUGUUAGCACAACUUACUUGGAAGCAUUAUACUCAAUUUAUGGAUCUUUACUCACUAUUGUCAUUUCUACAAGGAUCACUAUUUAGAUUAAAAACUUUGCAGAAUAUGUCACACAAAACUAUAGCAACAGUGAGUCAAUGAUUCCCUUUCAUGGUUUCCUGAUCUCAAAUCUUAAUGCUUUUGUCAGUUUGAUAGAAGUCGGAUAUUUAACGUUUGGUGUCAUUCAGCAUAAAAAGC